AUGGAAGUUGCAGUGCAGCUACAAACGGCUAUGCGCUUGCAAUCUAUUCCCGUGCCGUCACUCUCGUGGCUGCGCGAGCUGGUGCAGAGCCGGCGCCCACAGCCACUAGUGGCACUGAUAGCGACAGCGCGCACGCGGUUACUGGCCUCGGACCUGACGACGGAGGGGCUGCUAGAUGAUGAGUACGUGGCGGAGCACUCACUGGCCACCGCCACGGCGGGCAGUGGGCGCAACAACAACUUCACCGUCGAGGUCAAAGAGAUGAAACUUGGGCGGGACGUAGUGGUGCAGGUGCUCGACGUGGAGAAUGUGACGCGCAGUCGGUGGGAGCAGGUAGAAGAGCUCGAGUCGAUUGAGCGCGGGGAGCAGACCAAGGGGCGCGAGAUGAUUCGGCUGCCUGUGGGAGACGGAGACGACGAGUUGGGCGACAACGCGGCUACUCAGAGGCUGUCGACACAGGGAAAUGCUGCCGCUGCUGCCACCACCACCCCCAAGAACGCGACACACAAGCUGGUGCUGCAGGAUAGUGAAGGUCGAAAGGUUUACGCGCUAGAGCUCCAACGCAUUGAGCGCAUCGCCGUCGGCAAGCUAAACAUUGGCGAGAAGAUCCUGCUCAAGACCGGCACAACGGUGGCGCGCGGCGUCAUACUCCUCGAGCCAAAUCAUUGCCUCAUGCUGGGCGGCAAGGUGGAAGCCUGGCAUCGGUCAUGGCUUGAUGGGCGGCUGGCUAGGUUGAGGGAAGGCGUUGGCGCCGACAGACAACAAUAA
Lasiosphaeria miniovina is the source of this 768-nucleotide messenger RNA. RefSeq lists its product as uncharacterized. NCBI's taxonomy places the organism in Eukaryota, Fungi, Ascomycota, Sordariomycetes, Sordariales, Lasiosphaeriaceae. Bases 1 to 768 code for a protein of 255 amino acids. The transcript has a single exon. Gene Ontology annotation, biological process: double-strand break repair via homologous recombination; resolution of meiotic recombination intermediates. Gene Ontology annotation, cellular component: nuclear body; RecQ family helicase-topoisomerase III complex. The record is from RefSeq and is a predicted model, not a curated record.